GACCUUUGGCGCCAUAGAGCGCUGGUUCUGGUUCGUCAACCCCACGCUCUCUCUCAAAAGCUUGAAUCUGAAAUUUGAAUUACGAAGCAGUAGUCAAACAGUCAACGGGGCCUUGAUAGCUCGAUUGGAAAUGGAAAUGGAAAUGGGUCAGGUUUUAAAUGGCCCAAUCACUUUCAUGGUGAAAAAAAUUAAAAAAAAAGUAAUGCUUCAUGGUUGGUCUCAUCUCUAAUAUUACUAAGCUCUUGAAUAUGCUCGGUGCCACCACCGAGGACGGGGGCGAUGAUAACGUGGAAGAAGAUAAAGACAGUGGUGCGGCCAAUGAAGUGGACACCGACGAGGCCGGAAUGGACGGAAUAUUGAAUUAAGAAGAGAAGCAGACACAGAGUUUGGAAUUUUGUUUUUUGAUGUGUUUGAUUUGUAGAAAAGUAGAAAACCAGAUGGGAGUGGAUUACUAAUUUGAAGUAAGGGAACUGAAGAGACUGAAGGACUUGCUCUAAAUUUGCAAAGAUCUGACAACAUGAGUUUCAAUACAGAAGCAUUUAGAAACAUGAAGAGACUGAAAUUGCUCCAACUCAAGUAUGUACAACUCAUUGGGAAGUGGGAACUGCGACAGGUUUCCCAAAAAGUUAAGCUGGCUCUGCUGGCGAGGAUUCUUUCCACAGGUUAUACGAAAUGAGUUUCUUAAUGAAACAUACCUGGUUUCUAUUGACCUGCGGUACAGCAAUCUUGUACGAGUUUGGGAGGAUUCCAGGCGGCUUGGGAAUUUGGAGAUACUUAAUCUCAGUCAUUCACAUUAUCUAACACAACCACCAGACUUUUCACAACUCCCAUAUCUACGGUAUUUGAUCCUUAAAGACUGUGUAAGUUUGCCAGAGAUUGACAAGUACUCCAUUGGACUUCUUUAUAGACUUACCUUGCUAAACCUUAAAGGCUGCACAAUGCUUAAGGACCUUCCGGAGGACAUUUAUAAGUUGAUUCUUUUUAAGACUCUUGUUCUUUCUGGCUGUUCGAGAUUUGAGAAAUUGAGCAAGAAUAUAGGAAAUAUGAGUUUUCUGAGAACACUUAUUAUAAGUGGCAAAGCCAUACGUGAAGUACCAUCCUCUGUAGAUAAGUUGUGGGACUUGGACUUUUCAUCUCGACAAGGCCUGAGUCGAUCGACUAAAACGAUCUUUACAGGAAGAGACAUCACAACCUAGCCAGGAUGAGAUAUCAGGACCUAGCCAAUCCGAGUAUGAAUUCUGAUCGGAGAAUAAGCAGAGAAAGAAAGCUGAAAGUGAAGUGUUGAAGGAAGCUGAUGUGGUGAUGGACCUCAGAUUGUUAACUUCAGAACUUUUCUCUGAAUCUUGGUGAUAUGUUGCUGGUUGCUGUCUUAGGAGUAGCCGGUACCCUUCUUUUUCCUCAUGUCAGACUCAUGAUGUUUCUGUGCAGUUUUAAUCCAUGAUUUCUCUGAGCAGUAUUAAUAAGGGUUGGAUAUUCCAUUUACGAUCAUCAGUUGUUUUAACGCUAAUCUUGGAAAAGUGGCAAAUAUGGUCUUGUAAGAAGAAAAAUAAUUCGAACCAGUACGUGAUGUCAAUAUAAUCAUGUAUAGAGUUUGUAAAUUUGUUUAACA
Molecule: messenger RNA, 1609 nt
Organism: Rosa rugosa (rugosa rose)
Lineage: Eukaryota; Viridiplantae; Streptophyta; Magnoliopsida; Rosales; Rosaceae
Product: disease resistance protein RPV1-like
Exons: 4
Coding region: 579-1196 (205 amino acids)
Source: RefSeq, a predicted model, not a curated record